GACGAUAUCGCCCGACAUGCCUCGCUCAGCAGAGACCGCUAGCUUCAAGUUCAACCAUACUAUGCUUCGGGUCAAAGACCCAAAGGUCUCUCUCGCCUUUUACCAAGAUGUCAUUGGAAUGGAUCUUCUUUCUGUGAAGAAGUUCGAUGACUUCACCCUCUACUUCCUCGCCUUCAACCACGAAGGACGAGACUUGAGCCCCGAAGAGAAGGAGGCGUCUCGAUUCGCCCGUGAAGGCGUUCUCGAGUUGACGCACAACCAUGGUACCGAGAAUGAUCCCGAAUUCAAGGGAUACGCCAGUGGAAACAGUGAUCCUGGCCGCGGAUUCGGUCACAUUGCCCUUGCGGUCGACGAUGUUGAGAAGGCGUGCGCUCGCUUCGAGCAACUCGGUGUUCAUUUCAAGAAGAAGCCUUCCGAUGGAAAGAUGAGGCAUAUCGCUUUCAUUUUGGACCCCGACGGCUACUGGAUCGAGAUUGUUCCGAACAAGUUGACUCUGUAAGGCUAUUUUGAAUACCGUACCAUGUGAACGUGAAAUCGUCAAAAAAAAAACUUGCUUCUUCUAAA
Coprinopsis cinerea okayama7#130 is the source of this 564-nucleotide messenger RNA. Its product is annotated as glyoxalase I. Gene Ontology annotation, molecular function: lactoylglutathione lyase activity; metal ion binding. The coding region runs from base 17 to 499 and encodes 160 amino acids. The record is from RefSeq and is a predicted model, not a curated record. Lineage: Eukaryota; Fungi; Basidiomycota; Agaricomycetes; Agaricales; Psathyrellaceae. The transcript is spliced from 6 exons.